GGUGCAUUAUAUUUGUCGGUAUCAAGCUUUCAUUAUGGACGCGGGACUCAAUCAGCGACACAGCUCUAUUACCUGCCGCCGCCGCGCCGCCCAAUCCCGGCGGGGAUGGGCGGCCAGGCUCGGCCCCGCUGUGGCCUGGUUGGCUGGCGGGGCGAGGGGCGGGCAGCGGGCGGGGCCUGUGUCAGUCAGCUGGCGGCGUGCGGGGCGCGGGGCGGAGCCGGCCGGCUGUGGUCUUGGCGAGGGGCGGGAGUCAGUAUAUAAGCCGGGGAGGCGGUAGUAAGAUGUCCGAGUGACAGCCGGCUGUCAGCCACGCCAGCCAGGACGUGCAGUGUUUGACACGUGAGUCUCCUGACGCGGCAGAGAGGAGCUCCGUCAUGGCUCUUGAGCUGGAGCGUCAGCAGCAGGGUGCCCCCGCCCCAGCCCCGGCAGCCCUCGCGCCCUCCAGCCCGGCCUUGCCGCCCACGCCUCCCUCGCACGACGCCCGAAGCCCUUCCUCGCCCACUCAUGACGCCCGCAGCCCACCGCCGCCCUCGCCGCGCUCCCCGCUGGAGUCUAAGCUGCCUCUCUCCCCGCCGCCCUCCGCUGCUAGCCCGCGCACGUUGCCCUUCAGCAUCGAAAACAUCUUGCGGCCAAACUUCGGUGUGACUACCCGCCUGCCAGAGCGACCCAGCGUCCGCACACCAGAGCUGCUCCUCCGCACGCCGCCCAAGACCCCCGAGGCGCCCGUGGACCUCAGUCAGAAGCCGACGACCACAACGGGAACGGCAGCGGCGGCCAAGGUUGGCGGUAACAAGUACCCCGAGAACCCCGAGGUGCUGGCCAACCCCCGCGUGCCCGCAGAGGACGGCAACAACUGGCCCGCCUGGGUGUACUGCACGCGCUACUCCGACAGACCCUCCUCAGGUCCCCGCUCAAGAAGGAUGAAAAGGCGGGAGCGGAACCCGGAGGAAAAGCGACCCCGGACGGCCUUCACCUCGGAGCAGCUGGCGAGGCUCAAGAAGGAGUUUGAGGAGAACAAAUACCUGACGGAGAAGAGGCGGCAGGACCUCGCGCGGGACCUGGGCCUGAAUGAGUCGCAGAUCAAGAUUUGGUUCCAGAAUAAGCGAGCCAAGAUCAAGAAGGCGAAUGGGCAGAAGAGCGGGUUGGCUAUACACUUGAUGGCGCAAGGACUGUAUAACCAUUCUACAGUUCCCGUUGACGAGGAGGAGCAGUAUAUGUGUAAGGGAGACGAGGAGGAGGAUGUGUAUCGCCCCUUCCUCCUCCAGCACCCUCCUGCCACCAAUCCUCUCCCCCCUCACUCCCAUCCCCCCCCGCCGCCGUAAUCCUAAAAUCUUACCAAAAAUCGCACCACUUGACCAAAAACGUUAUUCCUUACCUACCAGUUCAACCACGUUAUGCAAACCGCCAUUAUUUUGUGUACUCCAGUUUUUAUAUUUUUGUUCCUGUUGUCUUUCAUAUUUUGUUGUUUAUCUUUCCACCCGUCUAUUUGUGUUCGUUUAUAUGCCUGUUCUUUUUUACCCUAUCUUUUGUUUAUUCACACACACACACACACACACACACACACACACCACCCUCCCCCUCCCCCCCCACCGCCACCACCACUGUUUGUCAUUCACGUCACUCCAUUACCUCAUUUCAAUGGUCUUGAUGUGGCUUGGAAAAAAAAAAAAACUUUGAUGUACUCUUCCUCUCCCUCACUCCCUCCCACACCCCGUCAAGCCCUUAGCACCCCACCUCCCCUCCCCUCCAGCCUUUAUCAACCUCCCUCCGCCCUUUCCCUUGCGGCGUGACCCUCAUGUCAAGGCGUGGCGAGGCGUGGCGGCGGAGUCCAAGGCGAGAUACUGAAGAUGACGCUUGCGGUGUGUCCUGACGGGCGGCACGCGGAGGCCUGAUCCUGAGUGACAGCUUGGGCGGCACUUCAGGGGGCAUUUGUGGCUCUCUUCCUCCCCCUCGACCCUCCUCCGCUCCUCCCAGGCUCACCUCUGAUCCUCCUUUCUCCCCAGUCUGUCACAGCUUUGCCUCACCCCAGCCCCUCCUUCCUUAGUAUGUCUUAGCUUCUCUUCUCCUUUAGUUACUCUCCCCAGCUUCUCACAGUCUCCUCUUAUCUCUUUCCUUUCCUAUUGUGUCUGUCUCUUCUUCAUCCCUGCUCCUCUUCUUAGCUUUUCACUCUUAUCUUUCAUCCUUGUUCCUGUGACCUGCUCCUCUCGUUCUCUUCUCAGCUUUUCCUCUCCGUUCCAGUCUCUACUUCUAUUCCUUUUAUCCCCCAACAGCCCACCUCAGCCUCUCCCCUCAUCCCUGUUGCUCUCCCCAGGACGUGACUACCCACUUUCACAUCCCCAAGUCAUCCUUUCCAUCUAAAUACCCGAAACUCCUUCUCACGGCCCUUUUCAUUUAUACACAACCUGACGUCCACUCUAGUUUGUACCUUUCCAUCCCCCUCAAUCCAUGAAACCAGGUCAUGUCCUCAAGCCUCAUGUCCUUAACUAGCCUCAAUAACCUUCAGUAACUAUCUAAUGUCAUUCCCGGGGUCUCGUUUAUUUUCCCUACCACUUGUGUUCCUCAGCAUUGCCCAACGUCACUCCUAGAGCCUCUUCUCCUCCCCCAGCAACUCCCCACGUCCCCAGCCCGUCAGGAAGCAACCACAAACGUACCCGACCCCUUCCCUCCCUCCCCCUUCUCCCCUUUUUCCAUUCCCCCUCCCCCCCCCCCCCCGUCUCGUCUCACUUCGUAUGCAUAAACUGAAGUUGCAUCGUCCAACUCACUUUGCAAAUCCACUCGCAUCUUCGUCACCUCGUCAUCCCGCACUUCAUGAUGUCCUUGACCUUCCCGCACACCCGCACAUACCAACAUUCCUCUCCCUCCUCCGCUGUACUCCUCCUCCUCCUCCUCCUCCUUCUCCUCCUCCUACUCAUUUCUUCCUUCCUACACUUUUCCUUCCUCUUGUUUCUGAUUUUCUUGCCUUCCUACAUUUAUUCUUGUGUUAUUUAUUGUUACAUCUUCUCAGUUUCUCUUUCGUUGCUUCUUUUUGUAUUUUCUCUUUGUUUUAUCUCCCUUUUUCUUUCUUUUCGCUUCCUUAACGUCAAUGUCCCUUCGUUUUAUUCUCAUAGUCUAUUUAUCUCUCUCCUUCCCCUCACAACCCGCCAAAGACCAACCAACCAGCCAGCAGACCAACCACACAGCCAUUUGGAGAAUUAAGCAAAAAUGUAAAUUCGGCCCCUCAGGAUUGUGUUCGUGAUACAUAAACGGCGCCGAAUUCUCCCGCACGCUCGCCCGCUACAUUCCCCUCUCACCGAAACAUUCUCCUGUGGCAGCUCUCACCUCUCCCUCUCUCCCUCCCUCCCUCCGUCGCUCCCUCAUCAGCCGAGCAGGUAUACACAGGUGAAGGUGAGGACCGAACCGACUCUAAGCGCAAAAUAGACUAGAAGGGUUUAUUUUUUUGUUAGUGAUAAUGGUUCUUUUUUUGUAUGCGUGUUUAUCGAGAAAACGCCACCAUGGUAUAGAAUAGAUAUUUGAUAGGCUAGAAGAUCAUUUACUCCACAUGUUAUCGUUUUGUGUAAGGAUCCUGUAAAGAACAAGUGACGUCUGUGUUCUCAGCCAUAAUCCUUCGAGUUUUUUGAUCCUCUAUUCUCCUUUUAGUUCCUCUCUCCCCUCCCCAACCUUCCCCUCCACUUAGCCACCUCAAACCUAUUCCCUUCUUUUCCCUCGUUCCUUCUUUUUCUUGUCUAUCAUAUUUUUCAUCCUUACAGUGAUAUAUCCAACCUUAUGCAUUCUUCAAUUCAUUCCUUCUUCCAUUUCUUUUCUCCUCCUCCUCUUCUUCCUCCUCCUCCUAUCCACGGCUCCUUUCCACCCUUUCUUCCCGUGGCCAACAACCCUCUUGCCCAAAGUACAAAUUAGCCUUUAAUUUUACCUCAGUCAUCCCGUUACGUUCCCGCGGAGAGCACGGGUCGUCGCAGCCUGGGAGGGGCCAAGUAAUCCCCCCCCCCCCUGCGCCCGCGCCCUCCGUCUGUGGGUGUACAUAGUGUAUAGGACGACGAUCGAGCUAGAGUGUUCAUACGGUGUACAUAGGUAUCGUGUUUUAAAUUAUUUAUAUGUCUGUGUUGUCCAAUAAAUGACUUUUCACUAA
Eriocheir sinensis (Chinese mitten crab) is the source of this 4123-nucleotide messenger RNA. Its product is annotated as homeobox protein engrailed-1a-like. The coding region runs from base 375 to 1322 and encodes 315 amino acids. The record is from RefSeq and is a predicted model, not a curated record. The transcript is spliced from 2 exons. Gene Ontology annotation, molecular function: DNA-binding transcription factor activity, RNA polymerase II-specific; RNA polymerase II cis-regulatory region sequence-specific DNA binding. NCBI's taxonomy places the organism in Eukaryota, Metazoa, Arthropoda, Malacostraca, Decapoda, Varunidae. Gene Ontology annotation, biological process: multicellular organism development; regulation of transcription by RNA polymerase II; neuron differentiation. Gene Ontology annotation, cellular component: nucleus.